Molecule: messenger RNA, 4717 nt
Organism: Rhinolophus ferrumequinum (greater horseshoe bat)
Lineage: Eukaryota; Metazoa; Chordata; Mammalia; Chiroptera; Rhinolophidae
Gene: TNS4
Product: tensin 4
Exons: 14
Coding region: 1780-3918 (712 amino acids)
Molecular function (GO): protein binding
Source: RefSeq, a predicted model, not a curated record
GGUGGGGAGAGAGGCAGGGUGGGGAGGGGGUAGGAAGGCAGGGUCUGUGGGGCAGCUGAGGCAGUAACCAGUGUUCCUGAGACCAGCUUAAGGAGAAGGAAGUAGCCAAAUGUGAACCAAAAAAGCCAAACCUGCCAAGAAAGACUGUAACCCUCAGGCACAGGAUCUUAAGGCUGGGGACCAACCCUAGCCCUGAAGAACUGCUCCAAAGGCUGUCCUCAGUGCCACCCCCAAGGAGGCAGCCAGGGCUAACCCCAGAACCACCACAAUCCUGGCGCAGCACCUCCUGGAACCUGCGCCUUCCACCUGAGAAACUCAGCAGCUGCCCCGACCCCUUCUAUGUGCAAUGCGCCCCAGCUGAUGGCUGCAUCUACCCCAAGGGAGAAGCGCCAUUUUUUUCGUUCAAAGUCACAACUGCUCACCAAGCCAUGAGCCAGCUGGGCUGCGUGGCACCCGGAGCUGCCUUUUAAGGGCACCAUCAGGAAGGAACGAGCACCUUUUUACAAUCUUGCACAGCUUUCCUUGCUGGCCUCCCAUGCUUCAUCUGGCCUCUGAGAAGACACAGGGCAUCAAACCCUUUAAGGUCAGAAGCCCUUCCACCGAACACAAUUGGGGUACAGAGCAGCCCACCCACCCAGGAUGAGGCACUGCUGGACUCACCCUGAGUCUGGGUCCCUCACUUCAGACCAACCUGCCCAGGUGGGGCUCAGCUGUGCCACAAACGUCCCUCCCCCCACCAUGGCUAGAUGUCCCCUCACAACACUCUGGGACCCCUGGCACACAACAGGGAGGGAGAAGGAAUGCCUGGACUUCUGGACUUCCUCCUGUCACUCUCAUAUGAACUUCCACCCUGAUACACAGACCAGACCAUGCAGAGGGAUAGCCCAGGGGGUAAAUGAACGAAGAGAAGCAAGGAUACAAGCCCCUUCUCAAAGCCCCCCAGACAUUCAGAGCUUCCCCUCCUUUCAGAAGCCCCAUUCCCAGACUAAGAAGAAAAAGAAGACAACAUCUGUGCCUAGUCUUAAUUCCAAUGGGCCCCUCCCCUGUGCUGCCAUGGCUGACCCAGCCCAGAUGACACAGGACGGGGCUGUGUGAAGGGUCUCCUGCCCAAUGGCUUCCUUUCCCAAGGCCAAGGCCAUCACUCUCUUCCAGCUCUGCGAACCCACAAUUCCUCCCCUGGCUGGCACAUGGUGAGACAAAUGCCCGCAGCCGGCACGCCUUGGUCCUAACAAGUCCCUGGCCAACCAGGGUUCCCCUGAUCACAGGGUGCAUGAGGGGGCGGGGUGCGGGCAAGCAGAGAAUUGGGGAGCCCCUCACAUACACAGUGGGCCCCAGCCACCACCCACUGCUGCCCUUCCCUUUGCCUGGUCCAGCCCUACCUGAGCCAUCCAGACCCAGAAGGGGUGGGGCCUGCCCACUGUUGGCCACGAGGUAGGGCCCCUAGGGGAGGAGGGAGGGUAAGAGGGCGGGUGCUCUUAAGGCGGGUCUGAGGGUGAACUGUGUCUCUCCUUACUCUUCACCUGGUCUCGGAGCUGUCUUGAUCCCAGGAGCCAGGAGUGAACACAGCAGCCUGCCUGCCCUAUAUGCCAGCUGACCUGGGCUUGUAGGAGGGAAAAGAGGUUUACGAUGAAGAGAGAAGAGAAUUUGCCAAGGUAGCAGGAUCCUCCUACCUUCAGAGCCCUUGGGAACAAAGAAAGUCCUGAGAGCUCCUGCUUGGCAAGUGACAUCUCUGGGAUAUAAGUGAGGCUGGUUGGGAGCCAGAGGGUCACUGCCCCCACCAUGUCGCAAGUGAUGUCUGGCCCGUUAUUGGCAGGAGGUCAUGCCGUCGGCCUGGCUUCCUGUGAGGAACCCAGGAGGGUCCUGCACCCAGCACCCAGCCCCAGCCUGCCGCCCCAGUGUCCUUACUACACCACAGAAGGCUGGGGAGCCCAGGCCCUGAUGGCCCCCACACCGCCCAACAGGCUCCAACAGGCCCCACAGGCUGGAGCCAAAGCCAGCUGCCUCCUGCGGUCUCCAGGUGAGCAAGUCUCAGGGGCCCUGGAGGCCCUGGACUCCUACAUUGACUUCUCCCUGGAGAGUCUCAACCAGAUGAUCCUGGAACUGGACCCCACCUUCCAGCUGCUCCCCACAGGGCCUGGUGGCCCCCAGGCUGAGCCCACCCAGAGCACGACCUCACAGAGGAAGAAAGAGGAGCCUGAAGCCUUAGAUAUAAAGUACAUCGAGGUGACUUCUACCAGAUCAAGGUGUCAUGAUGGUCCCCAGCGCUGCUCCAGCCCAUCUGUCAGCCCGCCCUUCGGCUCCCCACGGAGUGGCGGCCUCCUCCUUUCCAGAGAUGUCCCCCGAGAGACUAGAAGCAGCAGUGAGAGCCUCAUCUUCUCCGGGAACCAGGGCAGGGGGCACCAGCGCCCACAUCCGCCAUCUGGAGCUCCCUCCUCUCGUCCCCCACCCUCUCCCAGCAUCUCCAUCCCUUGCAUGGGGAGCAAGGCCUCAAGCCCCCAUGGCUUGGGUUCCCCACUAGUGCCUUCUCCAGGUUUGGAGAAGGGGCUGGGGGGCCUGGCCCCACAGCGAGGCAGCAGGGUCUCCGUGCAGUCAGCCAGCCCAGCGUCUGAUGUCAGCUACGUGUUCGGAAGCAGCCAAUCCCUCCUCCACUCCAGCAUCUCCAGCCAACAGUCAUCUUCUAGGUCCUUGGAAAGCCCAGCCAGCUCUUCCUCCAGCCUCCAGAGCCUUGGCCCAAUGUCCCUGUGUACGAGAGCCAGUGACAUCCAGGUCCCCAGCAACCCCACCCCGAGCCUGGGCCAGCCCAGAGCAACCUACUCCCCACCACUGGCCAAGGAGCAUGCCAGCAGCUGCCCCCCGUCCAUCGCCAACUCCAUGGUGGACAUACCCGUCGUCCUGAUCAACGGCUGCCCAGAACCAGCAUCUCCCCCGUCUCAGCGGACCCCAGCGCACCAGGACUUUGUCCAACCUGGAGCUGCUCCUGUCAGUCACCCCUGUUCAGCCACCAGGAGCCACAGCCAGACCUUGCCACAUGCCUCUCCCACCACAUCUCUGGAGGGUCCCACCAGAGACAUGCAACCCACCAUGAAGUUUGUGAUGGACACCUCUAAAUACUGGUUCAAGCCAAGCAUCACCCGAGAGCAAGCAAUCGAGCUGCUGAGGAAGGAGAAGCCAGGGGCUUUCGUUGUGAGGGACAGCACUUCAUACCAAGGCUCCUUCGGCCUUGCCUUGAAGGUGCAGGAGGUUCCCGCACCUGCCCGGAACCCGUCAGGCGAGGACAGCAGUGACCUUAUACGCCACUUCCUCAUUGAGUCUUCCGCCAAAGGGGUGCAUCUCAAAGGAGCAGAUGAGGAGCCCUACUUUGGGAGCCUCUCUGCCUUCGUGUGCCAGCACUCCAUCAUGGCCCUGGCCCUGCCCUGCAAACUCAGCAUCCCGAAGAAAGAAUUGGGAGGUGGAGACGGGACCUCAGACCCCUCUGCAGAUGGCCGGACCUCCUCCCUGAAGAAAUCUGUGGGCUGCCAUGCCCUGUACCUGAGCUCCGUGAGCGUGGAGACCCUGAGCGGAGCCCUGGCUGUGCAGAAGGCCAUCUCGGCCAUGUUGGAGAGGGACGUCCUCCCCACACCCACCGUGGUCCACUUCAAAGUCACGGAACAGGGCAUCACCCUGACGGAUGUGCAGAGGAAGGUAUUUUUCCGGCGCCAUUACCCCCUCACCACCCUCCGCUUCUGUGGCAUGGACCCUGAGCAACGGAAGUGGCAGAAGUACUGCAAGCCCUCCUGGAUCUUUGGAUUUGUGGCCAAGAGCCAGACCGAAUCACAGGAGAAUGUGUGCCACCUGUUCGCGGAGUAUGACGCAGCCCAGCCAGCCUCACAGGUCAUCAGCCUGGUGGGUGCUCUGCUGCAGGACACAGAAAGGAUGUAGGGGUGCUCCCUGCACACUUUCCCAGAUAUUCCAAGGAGCUUGCUCAGAAACCCCACCUCCACCCGCUGAAAAGGGGCCUGUAGCCUCACAAAUGAACCAAUGUACUAGACUGAUGGCGAACAGUACUGAGUUGAAACCCUCGAACCCAUAUGACCUUCAGCAGUGACUUUCCUCCAGUCCCCCCCACCCCGAGCCUCAGUUUCCUCAGCCAUACAAAGAAGCCAAUAGACAGGAUCCGCUGUGCUUCUCAAACUUUGGUGGGCAUCUGACCAAGCUCCCUGUGAUUCUGAAGCACACCCACACCUGAGGACCCCCAUGAAAGCCACUUCUGAGGACCCCUGAUGCCAUCAGCCUGACACUACCCACACAGCAGCCUGAGCUAAAGACCUGUGACCCUGUUUCACGACAAACAGCAGGUGCUGGGUUGGGACCCAAGGGGCUGUGGCCCAAAGCUAGCCUGGAAGCAGAUGGUAUCCAAGGAUUGAGGACCAAGAGUUGGACUGACUCCCUUUCCCUCCAUACCUGUUUCUUUCUCCACUUCCCUGGCGGCUUCUUGGGCAGCUGUUCCCAGAAUAAAGUUGAAUCCCCUGCUCUGGAUUCUUCAGGCUAACGUGGCCAUGCUUGUUGGAGCAGCUUAGCAAUGGAGAACUGGGCCCCAUGGUCAGAGAUAACCCAGCUGUCCUCGUAUUUUUGAUGUCUAAUCCCCUCCAUUGCAAAUGAGUGUCAGUCUCAGUUUUUCUUGUAUUUUUCUGGUAAGCAAGUGUCUUCAGCUGGUGUCACAGCUGCCCUAGUGUUGUUG